This is a messenger RNA of Linum trigynum, 5554 nucleotides long. NCBI's taxonomy places the organism in Eukaryota, Viridiplantae, Streptophyta, Magnoliopsida, Malpighiales, Linaceae. The record is from the annotation of a GenBank genome assembly.
UCUACAAAACUCUCUGCACACGACAAACUUCCAACAUUCAUUCACCAUCGUCAAAGAAAAGUAAUGGUGGGUAAAAGAAACGAAUCAUGGAUGCCAGCAUAAAACUUACCCAUUGCGAACAAAAUCGUGUCUAAGGGAUCACGACCCACAAAUGUAGUCCCUGACCCCCUUGGACGACGGGCAAACCCAUUAAUGCCCACCGAAAUUGCUGCUGGAGGGUAGGACAGAGACGCCGGUAAUCGGGAGAACAGGGUGCCUGCACUAGGAUCCGGGGCAGCCGUAGACCCAGAUCGGUGACUAGCGGAGGGGACCUGCGAUGAGUCCUAGCUAGAGACACGCCAUUCGUCUCGUUGAGCCACGAACUGACGAACUAAUGCAGAAGGAAGGUAUUGAAUUCCACCAUGAACUGCCCAGCAUUGACCUUUCCAUAUCCUCCAACAAAGGAAGGUGAUCUCGACAACCUGCAAUUUGGACAAGUGCAACGAGAAGAACAAGUGCUUCCAAGCAUUAAUAGGAUCCAAUACCUCUAAUUGUUGACGGAGAGAGUUAAGUCCGGCAAGCGGCCAAACUCCCCUAGCUACUCUGCAUUGGAAAAAACAGUGAGUGAAAGACUCUUCAUCCUCCGAGCAAACAGGACAAGUGGCGGCAGUGACAAGCUUUUUGCGGAGGAGGACCGAUUGAAUAGGCAGGAAACCACGGACCAACCGCCAUAGAAAAUUUCGUAACUUUGGAGGCAUGGGCAUGCUCCAUAAGAAUUUCCAAAACCUACCAUCAAAAAGUAAAACAGGAUGGGGGUGGCGAGCAUUAAGUUCAUUAGUUAAAACAUGAUAGCCGGUUUUAACUGUAUACUCCCCCGAAGCAGAAAAAUGCAAAACCAAACGAUCCUCUGAUGGGUGCAAGGCCAAUGGAAUGCCUAGAAUGAGCAUGACCGUGUCGGGAGCGAAGAGAGAGACCAGGAGAUUUAUGUUUUUGCUUAUUGAACAUAUAUUUUCUAAUAAUUAUAUUUUUCCUUUUUCCGCCUGUUGGGUUUAAACACAUUGAAAGAAGACGUAUUGCAGUUGAAGAAGAUAAGUGUUUAAUAAAUAUGUAUUCUGGGUGAAGAGACGCGUUGGUUACUCAUAAUUAAGUUGUAUAUAUAUGUGUGUAACUGAAUAGAUUAUUAAUGAAAUAAAGAAAAUUCAGACUAUCUUUCUUUUACUACUUCUGUAAGCGAAUUUCCUCAAUCCCUUCUAAAUCUACAUUUGGUAUCAGAGCGUGGCUUGAGAGACAUGGGCGAACGCGAGGAAAUAGCGUACCAAUCCAAUAUCCAAUGUUAACGGAUACGAACUAUGGAUUGUGGUCUGUAAAGAUGAAAAUAAUCAUGCGCUCUUUAGGCGUAUGGGCGGCAAUUGAAGGCGAUGACCCUGUCGAUGAAGAAAAAGAUCAAGGCGCGCUGGCCGCUAUAUCGCAAUCUGUGCCAGACUCUGUUAUGAUGUCAAUUGAAGCAUCAGAAAUGGCGGCUGAGGCAUGGGAAGAGAUUCGUAAGAUGCGAAUUGGAGAAGAGCGUGUGAAGAAAUCAACCAUUCAAGCGUUAAAACGGCAAUUUGAUCGGUUGAUUAUGGAUGAUUCCGAAGAAAUCGGAGAGUUUGCAACAAAACUGAUUUCACUGGUGAGUGAGAUUCGUACCAUGGGAGGAGAACUGAAAGAUGCACAAGUUGUGGAGCGGUUUUUCAGUGCAGUUCCUGAUCGGUUCUCAUCUAUCAUUAGUACGAUAGAACAAUGGGGAGACGUGGAGGCAAUGUCCGUAUCUGAAGCCGUAGGAAGAUUGAAGGCAUUUGAUCGGAGUACACGUACUCGCCGAAGUGAACGAAAUGAAGAUGGGAAUGAUCAACUUAUGAUGGUGACUCGUGGGCAGAUUAAGAACAUGAUUCAAAAAGGAAGGAUAAUCGGAGAAGGGUCUAGUGAAAGGUCACAUGCAAGCCGUCAAGAUGACGACGUUGAACGAAGAAAUUCUGAUGUGAAGAAGGAGAAGAAACAUCGGAAGUUUGAUAAAAGUAAAAUCAAAUGCUUCAAUUGCAAUGUAAUGGGGCAUUUUGCCUCAGAAUGUCGAAAGCCAAAACGAGAAAGAGCAAACCUCGUACUGGAAGAAGAUGAUGACGUAGAUGAACCUGCGUUGCUUAUGAUGGAAUCUUGUGAGAUUGCAACUCUAGGAGUUGCAUCGAAGGGAGAGGUCUACCUGAGUGAAGAAAGGGUACUUCCAAAGUUAAUAGGAAGUCAAACUCAUUCUUGGUAUCUUGACUCAGGGGCAAGUAAUCACAUGACGGGGAUUGUUGAGAAAUUUGUGGAACUUGACGAGUCCAUACAAGGCAAAGUGAAAUUUGGGGAUGGUUCAUCUGUGGAAAUAUGUGGUAGAGGAUCGGUUCUUCUGCAGUGUGGAACGGGAGAACAAAAGGUUUUGACCAAUGUUUAUUAUAUCCCACAACUAAAAAAUAAUAUUAUAAGCAUGGGACAACUUGACGAAAAUGGUUGUAAGAUUGUCAUUGAAGAUGGCGUCAUGUGCGUGUUGGAUCGGCAACGAAAGAUGCUUGCAAAAGUGAAGAGGGCUAGGAAUCGCCUUUAUAUUCUUAGCAUCACCGAAGCCCAGCCGGUUUGUCUUAUGACAAAACACAACGAUGAAUCGUGGUUGUGGCACUCGAGGUUUGGACAUGUAAAUUUCCUAUCCUUAAGGAGGUUGGUGCAAGGAAAUAUGGUCAACGGGAUGCCUCUUAUUGAUCACGUUGAAAAAAUAUGUGAUGUAUGUAUGGUUGGAAAGCAAAGAAGAAAUUCAUUUCCAGGCAAGGCAAAGUAUCGUGCAACAGAACCGCUUCAGUUAGUGCAUGGGGAUUUAUGUGGUCCAAUCACACCUUCUACACAUGGUGGAAAAAGGUACUUUUUGUUAUUGGUUGAUGAUUAUUCUCGUUACAUGUGGGUUGUGUUGAUUAAGAAUAAAGCCGAAGCCUUUAAUGCAAUAAAGAAGAUACAAGUUAUGGCUGAAGUUGAAUCAGGGUGCAAACUGAAGAUACUCAGAACCGAUCGUGGUGGCGAGUUUACCUCGAACGAGCUUGAAAGCUAUUGUGAAAAUCUCGGAAUGAAGCAUCAACUCACUGCUCCCUAUUCUCCGCAGCAAAACGGAAUAGUGGAGAGACGAAAUCAGACAAUUGUGGGCAUGGCGCGAAGUUUAUUGAAAAGUAUGAAUGUGCCAGCGACUUUUUGGGGCGAAGCUGUAAUGACGACUGUGUAUCUACUCAAUCGUGCUCCAACGAAGAGUGUGAUAGGUAAGACACCGUACGAGGCUUGGCAUAAGCAUAAACCUGAUGUUAGACACCUCCGUACUUUCGGUUGUGUUGCUCACGUCAAGACGGUUGGUAAACAUCUCUCUAAGUUGGAAGAUAGAAGCAAGCCAAUGGUGUUCAUAGGAUACGAGUCACCUGUUUCGAAAGCCUAUCGGAUGUAUAAUCCUGCGACGCAGAAGUUAGUUGUGACAAGAGAUGUGGUGUUUGAUGAAGGACGGAAAUGGGAUUGGACAAAGGACGAUCAUCACAAAGAUAUGGCGGUCAGAGGAAGUUUUUUCUUCCAAAUUAAUGCAAGUCCUGUCAUCAACGACAAACUACCUCAGGGAGAGCAAGAGCAUUAUGUCACUGAACCUGGAACACCAAACUCGCAUAUCAUCUCAACACAUGAAGACAAUGAAGCUACACCAGGAAGUUCAAGCGUAGGCCCUCGUGGAAUUCGUAACUUGGAUGAUGUCUAUAAUGACACGAGUAUGGUUGAUCUCGAAGAAUGCUUAUUCUGCAUGGAAGAACCAUCAAACUUUCUUGAAGCUAAGAAACAAGCCAAGUGGCUGAAGGCUAUGAAGGAGGAAUUAAAAUCGAUUAUUGAUAACAAAACUUGGGAGCUGGUUGAUCUACCGAGAGGACACAAGCCUAUCGGCCUCAAAUGGGUGUUUAAAUUAAAGAAGGAUUCGAAUGGAGUUGUGACCAGACAUAAGGCGAGGUUAGUCGCAAAGGGAUAUGUUCAAAAAUACGGAGUUGAUUUUGAAGAAGUUUUUGCUCCAGUAGCUCGAAUGGAAUCGAUCAAGCUUAUGCUUGCAUUGGCAGCCCAAAGAGGAUGGGAGGUUCAUCAUAUGGAUGUGAAGUCCGCCUUCUUAAACGGAGAACUUAAGGAAGAAGUAUAUGUGUUACAGCCUCCGGGAUUCGAAGUAUGCGGGGAAGAACACAAGGUCUUAAAGUUACAUAAAGCAUUAUAUGGUUUACGACAAUCUCCUCGGGCGUGGAAUACAAAGUUGGACAAGACCUUAAAAUCUCUCGGUUUUGUUAAGAGUCCAGUGGAACAUGCAAUUUAUAGAAGAAACAAAAAUCAGUCAAAUCUUAUUGUGAGAGUUUAUGUGGAUGAUCUAAUCAUCACAGGUGAUAACGUGGAAGACUUGCACUCUUUCAAGUAACAGAUGAAGAGCAUGUUCAGCAUGAGCGAUCUUGGACUAUUAAGCUAUUAUCUGGGCAUUGAAGUCAAGCAGCAUUCACAAGGUAUUUCUUUGCACCAAGCAGCCUAUGCUUCUCGUCUCUUGGUUAAGUGUGGUCUGGAAAAAUGUAAUGCUGCUCAGACUCCAAUGGAACCAAAAUUGAAGUUGCGAAAGGUUAGUAGUGGGUUAUCAGUUGAUAUUACCUAUUAUCUAAGUAUUGUUGGUAGUUUGAGAUAUUUGGUACACACUCGACCUGAUAUUAGUUAUGCUAUUGGGUUAGUAAGUCGAUAUAUGGACUGUCCUACUACUGAGCAUCUAGCAGCUGUAAAACAUAUCCUGAGAUAUGUAAAGGGGACGUUAACAUUAGGCUGUCACUACAAGAGGGAAGUUGGUGAUAAUUUCAGCCUCAUUGGGUACAGUGAUAGUGAUUUGGCCGGUGAUGCCGAUGAUAGAAAAAGUACUACCGGUGUGGUUUUCUUUCUAGGCUCUAGUCCAAUCAGUUGGAUUUCACAAAAGCAAAAGGUUGUUGCCUUAUCUUCAUGUGAAGCAAAGUAUAUUGCAGCAACAUCAGCAGCAUGUCAAGGGAUUUGGUUGGGAAGGUUGUUAGCAGACUUCUUGGGGACAGAGAGCAUUGAAGUAAUAUUGAAGAUUGAUAAUCAGUCGGCAAUUUCUUUAAGCAAGAACCCAGUUUACCAUGACCGGAGUAAACACAUUGAUAUUCGAUAUCACUUCAUUCGUGAAAGUGUUGAAACAGGAAUGAUCAAUAUCCAACACACUCGCUCAGAAGAUCAACUUGCUGACAUACUAACUAAGUCGUUGGGAAGAACAAGAUUUCUUGAGAUGAGGAACAGAAUUGGGAUAGAAGCUGUCACAAUAUAAGCAAUGUGUUUAAGGGAGAGAAUGUUGGGUUUAAACACAUUGAAAGAAGACGUAUUGCAGUUGAAGAAGAUAAGUGUUUAAUAAAUAUGUAUUCUGGGUGAAGAGACGCGUUGGUUACUCAUAAUUAAGUUGUAUAUAUAUGUGUGUGAUAUAUAUGUGUGUAACUGAAUAGAUUAUUAAUGAAAUAAAGAAAAUUCA